This is a messenger RNA of Parastagonospora nodorum SN15, 1648 nucleotides long. RefSeq lists its product as hypothetical. Gene Ontology annotation, cellular component: membrane. Gene Ontology annotation, molecular function: carbohydrate:proton symporter activity. The transcript has 3 exons. The record is from RefSeq and is a predicted model, not a curated record. Gene Ontology annotation, biological process: transmembrane transport; carbohydrate transport. Lineage: Eukaryota; Fungi; Ascomycota; Dothideomycetes; Pleosporales; Phaeosphaeriaceae. Bases 1 to 1536 code for a protein of 511 amino acids.
AUGGUGCUUACUGGCAAGUCUCUGCAGACGGCACAGCUGUUGCUGGUCGUAUUGCCGGCUUUCGUCCUUUUUGGAUACAACCAGUCUGGUGUUGGAGGUCUCCUAUCCCUCCGCGAUUGGAACGACCACUUCCCUCAGAUCAACACCAUUGAUGCUAAAGGCGCUGAGAAGAGCCACAAAUCGACCAUCCAGGGAGCUGUUGUCGCUACCUUCACCAUUGGCGCACUCUUCGGUGCUCUCUCCUGCACUUGGGCCGGAGACAUUCUCGGACGACGAAAAGUCAUCUUCGGUGCUGCGAUCUUCACUUUCAUUGGCGAAGUCUUGCAAUGCACUAGCUUCCACCUUGCGCAGUUCGUCGUCGGCCGCUUCAUCCUCGGAUUCGGUGUUGGUGCAUUGAGCGCCACGGUCCCUGUCUGGCAAUCUGAAUGCUCGUCUACAGCCAACCGCGGAAAGCACGUCGUCCUGGAUGGCUGCUUCAUCAGUCUGGGAUAUCUCCUCGAAGCAUGGAUCAACCUCGGAUUCUUCGAAGUCAAGAACAACAAGCCCGUCCAAUGGCGUCUUCCCCUCGCUAUCCCAACUUUGAUCUCCUUGGUCCCUCUGGCUGCCGUUUUCUCGAUUCCCGAGAGUCCGCGAUGGCUCGUGAACAAGGGCCGCGUUGAGGAAGCUCGCGCAUCUUUGUCUGCAUUCAAGGGUCUUGACCUGCACGACCCGGAGAUCAGCGCUGAGGUCAGCGGCAUCGAACUCGCCCUUGAAGAAACUGGCCGCAGCGCUGCCAAGCUCGGCGACAUCUUCACCAUGGGUAAGGACAAGCUAUUCUACCGCUUCUCGCUGUGCAUUUUCUUGCAGUUCCUGCAGCAAAUGUGCGGAAGUAACUUGAUCUCCACAUACUCUACCAUCAUCUUCCAACAAGGCCUCGGCCUCGACGCAGAAACCUCCCGCAUCCUCUCCGGCGGCGCGCUCACCUGGAAAUUCCUCUCCUGCUUCGUCGCCUUCUUCACCAUCGACCGGUUCGGUCGCCGCAAGCUCUUCAUGUUCUCUGGCGUCGGCAUGGCGUCGUGCAUGCUCGCGCUAGCCGUCGCGUCCUCGUUCCCGAAGACCAACUACAGCGCGCAAAUCGCGUCUGCCUUCUUCGUGUUCAUGUUCAACUUCUUCAUCCCGAUUGGCUUCCUGGGCGCCAACUUUUUGUACUGCACCGAGGUCGCGCCGACGAGGUUGCGCGUGGGCAUGGCGGGCAUUUCGACGGCGAAUCAUUGGCUCUGGAACUUCGUAGUCAACAUGGUAACCCCCGUGGCCAUCGAGACCAUCGGCUGGAGAUACUACCUCGUCUUCCUCAUCAUCUCGGCCAUCAUCGUGCCCGUCGUGUGGUUCGGGUACCCCGAGACCAUGGGCCGCAGUCUCGAGGAGCUCGAGAUGAUGUUCACCGAGCACGACAAGAUCCGCGACAUUGUGAGGGAGUCGCGCAAGCCUUUAACGGGCGGGUUGGGGCUUGAGCGGGCGAGGGAGAAGGUCGCGAUUGAGAAGGAUGAGUUUGCUUAGAGAGGGUGAUGGGAGUUAAACAGAUGGUCAGAAGUGUAGUGUGGAGGAAACUGGGGAGUACAGAUAUGUUGGGGUGAGAUGAGGAUGAUUAUGAAUGUUAUGAGAUAUCGUU